This is a messenger RNA of Eufriesea mexicana, 7778 nucleotides long. RefSeq names its product cell polarity complex component crumbs (gene crb). The transcript has 17 exons. Gene Ontology annotation, molecular function: calcium ion binding. Lineage: Eukaryota; Metazoa; Arthropoda; Insecta; Hymenoptera; Apidae. Gene Ontology annotation, biological process: heterophilic cell-cell adhesion; establishment or maintenance of epithelial cell apical/basal polarity. The coding region runs from base 314 to 6820 and encodes 2168 amino acids. The record is from RefSeq and is a predicted model, not a curated record. Gene Ontology annotation, cellular component: plasma membrane; protein-containing complex.
GGAGUCGGUGGAGGGAGAUUUCACAAUAGCAACCGACCGUUCUCCAGAAGAGCCGCAGUCUCGCUCGGUGUGUGUUUCUUGGCGGUCAUAGUUGGUGCGGGUGGAUGUAUUACGUGAAGGAGCGAAGCGAACAGAGCCGCUCUAUAGUGCGUGGAAAGCAAAAGCGUGCGUUUUUCCCGAUUCAACGUAAAAUAAAAAGAACAGAGACGAGUGCGGUGACCGAGGAUGUCUCGUGAGUGAAUGUGCAACAAGAGACGCCGUAAGUGCGGGUGUCCUCGAGUUCGAUUGCAGAUCUUUAGACCGGUCAACGACAAUGCGGGCGCGAUACGUCGUGGCAGUACUCACUAGUUUAUUAGUAGUCACCGACGAAGCGCCGCAAGACGUCAGGCACAAGAACUACGAUGAACGUCCUAGGGAGGCGUACUUCAACGGCUCGGCGUUUCUCAAACUCGGCUCGUUCGUGUCCGUGCACAGGCAUAGCGGCCUGAGUUUUCGGACGUGCGAAGGAGGUCGUCUCUUUAUACAGAAGUACAACGAGGAUUCGAUUAGUCUCGAGGUGACCCCGGAUGGACUUCUGUUCGCGGCCAUCGUUGAUCAACAACGAUAUAAAGCGAGACUCAACGCCAGGUUACUGAAUAACGCUUGGCACAAUGUCAAUCUGUUUUUCAGACUCGGCAAUCUCACGUUAAACGCGGCUGGUCAUACGCAGGUAAUUGCAAAUGCAACGUACAAUGCUGCGAUUCUUAUGCUACCUGAUUACGAUAUGAAUGGCUCCCUCAUCGUGGGAGAAGGAUUCAGAGGAUGCAUCCUCCAAGGUCCUGGCAUUCUUUUCAACGAUACCAUCAAUAAUGGAGCAGUUUUCGGUCCCUGCCCUGCGGAAAAUAAAGGAUGUGGUACGAGCGGACUUAACGGUGGUGUAGGAGCAAGCGCAAUCACCACCAUGGAUUUCUGCCAUCACGAGCCAUGCAUGAUGCAUGGUAAAUGCGUGUCACGGCAGGAUCGUUACGAGUGUCACUGUUACGCCCGAUAUUCCGGCAACAACUGUCAAAUUGACAACGGUUCGCCAUGUAUGAGCAAUACUUGCCGCAACGGUGGUACGUGCAACGAGGAUUCGAAAGGAGACUUCAGUUGCUCUUGCAAGCCAGGAUUCACAGGGACUUUCUGCGAAUCCCAACUCGGCGUACGACUUUGCGAACAAAGUCCAUGCAGAAACGACGGUGUUUGUUUAGCGCUCACUGAAAGCGAGUAUAAGUGCGAGUGCCUGCCUGGAUGGACUGGGAAGAAUUGCGAAACUAAUUUCAACGAAUGCUCUCCGAAUCCUUGCAGACACGGCGGAGUCUGCAUCGAUGGUAUCAACAACUACACCUGCGUAUGCGACAGAACAGGGUACGAAGGUGCAAAUUGCGAGAUCGACAUCGACGAGUGCUUAGCGAAUCCUUGCUUGAACAACGGUGUAUGCUACGACAAUUACGGCGGUUACAUCUGUCACUGUCCGAAUGGUUUUGAGGGCCAGAACUGCGAGCUAAACUUGAACGAGUGCCUGUCGAAUCCCUGUAUGCACGGCGCGGACUGUGUGGACGACGUUGGCUCCUAUCACUGCAACUGCCCAUCUGGCUACGCUGGCCGGCUCUGCGAGCUCAGAAGCUUGUGCGAGAGCGUGGCGUGUCCGCCGUAUAGUAUUUGCGUGGAAGACGCGCAUGGGCCGCAAUGCGUCUGUAAACCUGGAUUCAUGGGCAAUCCCCCGAAUUGCACCAUCAAUUACUGUGCCAGUAACCCAUGCAGUAACGGUGGAACGUGUACGAGUAAUAAAGACGGAUACAACUGUACCUGCCUACCGGAAUGGAAAGGUAAAAACUGCCAGAUCAACGUGGACGAAUGCUUGUCACAACCUUGUCAAAAUGGCGGCACCUGCAUAGACCGAAUUAAUGGAUACAUAUGCAACUGUACGAAGGAUUUUAUGGAUGAAAAUUGCGAGCGCGAGUACAAUGCUUGCGCGAUAAAUCCUUGCCAGAAUAAUGGGAACUGCACGCUGAUACCAAGGUCACGGCGUGAAUUUGUCUGCGAGUGCCCCCGCGGCUUCGAAGGGAAGGUCUGCGAUGUCAAUGUGGACGACUGCAUCGACGUGAUCUGCCCUGACGGGAAAGUGUGCGUCGAUGGUAUCGCUGAUUACGAGUGCAAAUGUCGCGAGGGCUACAGAGAUCCCAAUUGCACCCUUAUCGUUGACCAUUGCGCGACGAAACCUUGUAACAGCGGCACAUGUAUCGAUCUUGGGGAACAUGGUUUUGAAUGCAAGUGCAAAGAUGGCUUCCAAGGAAAAUUUUGCGAAAAGGAUGUGAACGAAUGCGAAGUGGAAGGAACCUCUUUGUGCAACAAUGGUAUCUGCGUAAAUACAGAUGGCAGCUAUAAUUGCUUCUGCAGACCUGGCUUUUCCGGUGAUCACUGUGACAUCGAUAUCGACGAAUGUUUAUGCGGUCCUUGUAAGAAUAACGCCACUUGUAUCGAUGGUAUUAAUACGUUCGAGUGUCAAUGUCCACCUGGUUAUUCUGGGAAAACAUGUGACAUGGAUGUAAACGAAUGCGAGAGUAACCCUUGCUUAAACGGCGCAACUUGCAUUGAUGAAAUUGCCAGUUACAAGUGCACUUGUUUACCUGGUUUCCGUGGACCAAAUUGUGAGAUAAAUAUCGACGAUUGUGAACCUGUACCUUGCUUGAAUCAUGGUCAAUGCAUCGACGGCAUAAACAAUUAUACUUGCGACUGUAGUGACACCGGUUUCGAAGGUGCACACUGUGAGAAAAAUAUUGACGACUGCCGAUCAGAACCCUGUAUAAACGGUGCUCUUUGUAUAGAUGAUAUUAAGAACUACAAAUGUCAGUGCUAUGCCGGUUAUACCGGUAAAAAUUGCGAAGUCGAUAUAAAUGAAUGCGAAAGUUCACCUUGUCAGUAUAAUGGUACUUGUUUAGAGAGGUCCAACAUAGAAUUGUACAAAAGCGAUGCAUUAACGCUACCUUCGAUAUUUAACCAAGAAUUCAGCUAUGCAAAUGCGAGUGGAUACGAAUGCCUUUGUGUGCAAGGUGUGACGGGAAAAAAUUGUGAAGUAAAUAUCAACGAAUGCGAUAGUAAUCCAUGUCAAGCUGGAACCUGUGUGGACCGUAUCGGCGGUUACACCUGCGAAUGUGACGAAGGAUACGAAGGUGAUCAUUGUCAGCAUGACAUUGACGAGUGUAAAAGAUAUUCACCUUGCGAACAUGGUGUGUGUACCGAUGGCCGCGCCGAUUAUACCUGCACUUGUGAGCCAGAAUACGGUGGUAAAAAUUGUUCAGUGGAGCUAAUUGGUUGUCAGGGAAAUGCUUGUCAAAAUGGUGGUACAUGUUGGCCAUAUCUCAUUGAUGAAACGAUACAUAAAUUCAAUUGUACCUGUCCUAAUGGAUAUCAUGGAGAAAUCUGUGAUUACGUAACGACAAUGUCUUUAAAUGGCAGCUCGUACGUUUUAGUAAAUACUACGCGAGACGAAGGAUACGACAUUCAAUUUCGCUUCCGAACGACUUUACCAAAUGGAUUACUCGCUAUUGGAAAAGGCUCAACGUUUUACAUUCUUGAACUUGUUAAUGGCAAGUUAAAUUUACACUCGAGUCUUCUGAACAAAUGGGAAGGCGUGUUUAUCGGCAGUGGUUUAAACGAUUCCACUUGGCAGAAAGUAUUCGUAGCGAUUAAUGCCACGCAUUUGGUUCUAUCAGCUAAUGAAGAACAAACGAUCUAUCCCAUUAGCCUGAACGAAGGUUCGAAUUCCAAUCAUACAUCUUUCCCAAUGACUUAUGUUGGUGGUACAACCAGUUACCUCCGACGAUUAACUCAUGGCCCGUCUUUCUUCGUGGGAUGUACCGAGGAUGUCGUUAUUAAUGGAGAAUGGGUAUACUCUGGAACCUCAUCAAAAACCGUGUACAUGGAAGACGUUGAACCUGGAUGUCCACGCGAAGCUCAAUGUUCACCAAAUCGCUGUAAAAAUGGCGGUCACUGUACAGAUAGAUGGCGUGAUUUUUCGUGUAAAUGCGAGAGACCAUAUCUUGGACAUACUUGUCAAUAUAACAUGACAGCAGCUACAUUCGGAUAUGAAAAUAUUACAAACGGAUAUGUAACCGUAAAAGUAUUCGAUAUGGCUAGACGGGCUGUCAGAUCGAUUGUCGAUAUUUCUAUGUUCAUUCGGACAAGACAAGAUAGGGGUGAUAUAUUUUAUUUAGGAACAGAACCAAACCCGCAAUCAGAUCUUAAACCGCAAGAGAAAACUUACAUAGCAGCCCAACUAGAAGGAGGUGAAUUACUUGUUAGAAUUCAGUUUAAUGGUACAGAAGCUUACACGGUUGGUGGUGUAAAACUUAAUGAUGGAAACAACCAUUUAAUACAAGUAAUUAGAAAUGUAACAUUGGUACAAGUUAAAAUUAAUGGUACCGAGUAUUUCCGAAAAACUAUUAGUGCUUCUGGUCAAUUGAAUGUAACUGUUUUAUACUUGGGAGGUUUACCGCAAGCAUCUAGAUACAUACGACAAGUCGAUAAUCGUCAAAUUGAGGUAUCGCAAGCUCCGCAGAUUAACUUCAAAGGAAUUAUUCAAGAUGUUCAAAUAUCUAAUGGUAUUGAAACUAUGGUCGUAGAAUUCUUUCCUUUAAAGGCAAACGAUAUUCCUACCCCAAUACAAUUUGGAAAUGUAACCUUUGAUUAUGACAAAAUUCUCAAGGGUGUGAUAUCUGAUAACGUAUGUGUGAGUAGUCCAUGUAAUCACAAUGGGACUUGUCAUAUUACAUGGAACGACUUUUGGUGUCAAUGUCCACGCGGAUAUACCGGCAAAACUUGCCAAGAAAUGGAAUUUUGUCAGUUGCAAGACUGUCCUGCCGGAUCAAAAUGUCAAAAUCUAGAUGAUGGUUAUGAAUGCAUUGCUAAUGCUACUUUUAAUGGAGCAACGACCUCCUUUACCUACAUUUAUAAUCAAGUAGAAGAAAAAAAUGUGACAGAUUCAUCAAUUGAAACUAUCCAAAUUACGUAUCGAUCGAAUACUGGUGGCACAUUAAUGCAUGUUGCACCUCGUAUAGGCGACCAACAUUUUACCGUUUCCGUUUACAAAGACAAGAUUACAGUAUCUUGGCGCCUAGAUUUACAAAAUCAAGGAAUACUGAUUUUUGGUAAAGCUGAACCCGAUGGAAAUUGGACAUCUAUAGUACUGAGAUUGAACAAUAAUUCCAUGGAAUGUGGAUAUGCAAAUUCCAACGAUGAAUAUGCAUCGCAUGUUAGUCCAAAUUUUAGUUUUCCUUUGUGGUACGAUUUGUUGAUUACUGGGACAGUUACUCUUGGUGGGCUUGGUUCUAUUUUAUCUAAUAAACAUAGUUACGUAACAAUCGGCUCCAGUAAACAGAGCUUAGAAAAUAGAAGUGGUAUUAAUGAAAAUUCGAUAGAUUUUACUGAACGUACACUGACCACCGCUUCUCCACCUUAUAACGUAAUGUCAGGAGAAGCGUUCAAAGGAUGUUUGGGUGAAGUAAGAAUUGGCAGUAUGCUUUUACAUUACUUCACGUAUGAAGAAGUAUAUCAAAAUGCUAAUUUCACACCUUUAGAAUACUUAGCGUUACAAGAAAAUAAUUCAACGCAUCACGAUAGCAUUGGCUGUCAACUUUGCUUUGAUUCAGAUUGCAAAAAUGACGGCUACUGCUUUGAUAAAGCAAACAGUUACAUUUGUGAAUGUCCUGCAGGAUAUACAGAAGAUGAUUGUUCUUUUAAUAUUGAUGAAUGCAUUAAUAAUAAGUGCAAAUAUGGAGCAACAUGUAUAGAUGGAAUUGCUAAUUACACGUGUGUCUGUAACAACGGUUGGCAAGGAUGGUUAUGUGAUAGCGAUAUAAACGAGUGUGUAACACUUAGCCCCUGUCAACAUGAUGGCGUAUGUGUAAAUUAUCCUGGAUAUUUCCGUUGUGAAUGUCCAGAUCAAUUUACUGGAGAUCGAUGUGAAAAUUUCCGUUUAAUUACAUGUGAAAACCAACCUUGCAAAAAUGGUGGCAGUUGCACUGAUGUUAUAAAUCCACAAACUGGUGAUAAUUUUACUUGUACUUGUAUGACUGGCUAUGAAGGUUCUAUAUGUGAUACUCCUUACUGCAUAGGACGAAAGUGUCAAAAUGGCGGUAGAUGUGAUUAUUUGGAUCAGACACCACGGUGUACCUGUUUACUUGGGUAUUCUGGACUUUACUGCGAAAUUAAUAUCGAUGACUGCGCACCAGAUGCAGAAGGAAAUGUACCAUGCAAAAAUGAUGGGAAAUGUUACGAUGGUGUAAAUAGUUUCACCUGUGAUUGUAGUGAUACUGGCUACUCAGGGUCUGAUUGUUCAUUUGAUAUAGACGAAUGUCAAGAUUCAACAACAGAUUGUGGUCAUGGACGAUGCGAAAAUUUACCAGGAACUUAUCAAUGCAUUUGUAAAUCUGGUUAUUGUGGAUAUAACUGUAGAAUGAUGGAUCCCUGCAGAGCGGAUUACUGUCAAAAUGGAGGUACAUGUAAAUGUGGAGAUGACGGCGGUUAUAGGUGCCAGUGUACGCCGGAAUACACUGGACAAAAUUGUACAGAGACGGAAAACUUUUUGGGUAGUCAGGCACUCGAUAUAGCAGUAAUCGUUGGUCCUAUUGUUGGAUGUUUGUUUAUUAUAGCAGCAGGUUCUUUAGUAGCAUUAUUCAUGAUGGCUAGAAAGAAACGAGCUACUCGAGGAACGUACAGUCCAAGUGCUCAAGAGUUCAGUAAUCCACGCGUAGAAAUGGAUAAUGUGAUGAAGCCACCACCGGAAGAGAGAUUAAUCUAAGAAUUUUUUUCGUAAUGAUGGAGCACGAUGUGGAUGCUCCAUGCUUCGAAAAAUCCUAGUCUGUCGAGAAUAUGCAUCGUUGUCGCAGUGCUUGUCGAUAUUAAAACGAAAAAUCUGAGGAGUCGUCCUCUCGACAAAACUGACUUGAAACGAUUAAUGAAAAUAUAUGAGGUUUCAUCGCGCGUUUUCUAGUCCAUGCUACCUUAUCACUUAGUUAUCAAAGUGACAUAAGGAGUUAAGUGAGCAAUUUGAGACAUGGCAAAUGAUUUUAAAAAUCUGAAAGCGACGCUAAAGAUGAAACGUAUCAAAACUGCCUAUAAAAUUAAAAGUUGAUUAUAAGAUAGAAACCAAAAUGGAACAUGUAUUAAAAUUGUUUAAAAAAAUUUAAUCAUUAAGAGGAUUUAUCGUAAACAGCAGUGAAGUGAGGAAUGUAUUAUAAAAUUUAUACAUUAGUCAUGUUGUUAAUUUGAGCAAAUCAUAUAGUUAUACAAAGUGUACUUACAACUUCAUUAAGUGUCCUUAACUUAUAAGCAAUACUCGAAAGAAGCUCCUGAGAAACGAAACCCGUCCAUUUUAGUGCCUAAUUGACCCUACUUAAAGCUUUUAUUUAUAAGCAGUAAAUUUAAAGCAUCGAAAAUGUACAUUUCAAAAAUGUGUUAAACACAAAUGUUACAUCGAGAUCUCUAAAGCAUAAUGAUAUUCAUUACUAUUGUUUUACUCGCUAUUUCAAGCAAUCACGAAGCAGAUAUUGUUAAAUAUUAAUACAGCGUAGCGAUAUUACGAAUUAUUGCGAAAAUCUCGGAACUUUGUAAAAAUAUUGUAAAGUAAUGCUGUGCACAGGUGGGACCUAUUACACAGUGUUUAGCCUCUUUGCACAUAUUAUCAUUAUAGAAAAAGGAGAUUAAAAAAGAUAUAUCAAAAGGAUGUACAGGACAUGAUCGAAAAUAUUGUACAAAUU